This is a messenger RNA of Elaeis guineensis (African oil palm), 1165 nucleotides long. RefSeq lists its product as uncharacterized. NCBI's taxonomy places the organism in Eukaryota, Viridiplantae, Streptophyta, Magnoliopsida, Arecales, Arecaceae. The record is from RefSeq and is a predicted model, not a curated record.
UCUCUCAGCCUCCAAGCGCCCAUCUCCAGAAUAGAACAAAGCAAAGCAACCAUGUCCGGCCUCUCCCUCGCCGUGGCCCCACGCUCUGAUCCCGAUCAGACGGCCGAGAAGCCCCCAUCAGACGCCCACCCAAGGCAACGUGAACAUACGGUGAUGGGCGGCGUGAUGGGAUCUCUUCGCAUGAUCGAGCUGCAGCUGGUGGCCUUCAUCAUGGUGUUCUCCGCCAGCGGGCUGGUCCCCGUCCUCGAUCUUCUCUUCCCGCUCUUCGCCUCCGCCUACAUCCUCGCCCUCUCCCGCCUCGCCUUCCCCGCCGUCGGCGGCGGCGGCGGCGGAGGGUCGCGGGAGCUCUUCAGUGGGUCCCGCAGCUUCCGGGCCUACGUGGUGUUAGGGUCUACCGUGGGGCUGUUCCUGCCGCUGGCGUACGUGCUGGGGGGGUUCGCACGUGGGGACGACCACGCCGUGCGGUCAGCCACCCCGCACCUCUUCUUGCUCUCGUGUCAGAUACUCACGGAGAACGUCAUCGGCGGCUUGUCGCUCUUCUCGCCGCCGGUGCGGGCGAUGGUGCCGCUGCUGUACACUGUGCGGCGGAUCUUCGUCAUCGUCGAUUGGAUUUAUGAUGUCUGGUUUAAUAAGACCCUCCCUGCUAAUGCUUCCAUCAAGGAUGUUGCCUGGCUGUGGUUUGGUAAGACACUGGCCAUUGCAAAUUUUCUCUACUUCUCUGUCAACCUCUUCGGUUUCUUAAUUCCAAGGUUCUUGCCAAGAGCCUUUGAGAGGUACUUCAAGGAGAAAGAUGAGGUUUAUUCCAAGAUGGCCGAGGACAAGCCCACGAAAGAUCCGGCAGCCCAACUGGAAGAAUCCAAGGCUCCGGAGACUAAGAAAGCCGAUUGAGAUCAGGCUAGCCAGAAGGCUUAUUAAACAAUCAGCCUGGAUCGACCUAUAGUCGAGCUGUGAUUAGGUGGUACCUUUGUUUUUGUACUCGUUUUUUUUUUGUGUACAUGGACGAAGACUGAGGUUGGUCUUGGUCUCAAUCAAAAGAUUUGGUACAAAUUCAUAUAGAGACCUUGUUGAGCAAGACCAGGUUCCUUUUUAUUUGGAUUUCUUGGUGUUCUAGUAAUAGAUUAAUGGUAAUGGACAUCAUUGUGCUCAAUUUUGAUCCAGGCUAACU